Molecule: messenger RNA, 1674 nt
Organism: Colletotrichum orchidophilum
Lineage: Eukaryota; Fungi; Ascomycota; Sordariomycetes; Glomerellales; Glomerellaceae
Exons: 2
Coding region: 1-1674 (557 amino acids)
Biological process (GO): transmembrane transport
Molecular function (GO): transmembrane transporter activity
Source: RefSeq, a predicted model, not a curated record
AUGUCGUUGCCUCAAUCUUCUGAGAAUAGUGACAAUGCCAAGGAUAACAGCCUCAUCGAACACCUUGAAGACCUAAGAAAGCCGGGCGUGCAAGACAGGCACGAUGGUCACGUCGAAGGCAAUGCACUUCUCAUCAACCAGGAUGGCGAGGUCCGCAAAAUCCCGGUGCCGUCUUCUGACCCCAAUGAUCCCCUCCGCUUCAGACCUUGGGAAAAAUACGGCAUUGUGUUUUGCUGCUGCUGGUUCUCUAGCAUGGGCUUGUCCAUUGCUAGUGGUCUGGGGGCCAUUCUGCAAGAAUUCUUUGCCAUGUACAUCCCGCAGGGCUACUCCUCCGAAAAGAUCGUCCUCCUUAUUACCAUCCCAACUUUGUGCAUUGGUCUUGGCAACUACAUCAUUCUUCCCCUUGCACUGGCAUACGGUCGGCGGCCAGUCUUUCUUGGAUUCAUGGUCAUCUUGCUGAUUGCGACUAUUGCUGCCGCUUUGCAAGACAGCUACAACGGACAUCUUGCUGCCCGGGUGGUUCAAGGCCUGGCCACGGGCGCCUCCGAGUCGCUUCUCCCGCUUAUGCUCACCGAAGUCACCUUUCUCCAUGAGCGUUCCAGAAUCUUUGGUCUUUACUGGAUGGCACAAAAUGCGAUUUCCUCCACAAUCAACCUCACCUCGUCAUAUCUCAACCAUGACCUUGGCUGGCGUUGGUAUUAUUGGGUCUUUGUCAUCACCGUGGCCGUCGGUCUGGUCAUUGCCUUCUUUUUCGCUUUCGAGACACAAUUCACCCGGCCACCCGAGUCGCUGGAUGGCCAGCUUGUCAUCACGGACGAGUUUGGUGUCACCCGUGUCAUCCCCGACUCCGAAGCCCAAGCGUACCUCGAGGAGAUGGACCGCUCCGGCCUCACAGCCCCAAAUGCCGUUACCCCAGCUGGGUCGUUGGAAAGAAAGACGUACUUGCAGCGCAUCAGGCCUUGGUCGAAACCUCAUCCCCAGCCGAUGCGGGUCAUGGUCCUGAGUUGGAAGCACAUGGCCGAAUCGUUCUCGUCCCCGGGAAUCAUUUACGCGGUGCUGACAUCUUCCAUCGCACUAGGCUGCGGUGUCGGCAUGUCGCUGACUUAUAACACUGUUCUGGUGGCGAACUAUCACUGGAAAUCAGAGGACGUUGGGCUGAUCAACGUUGGCGGCGUAAUCGGCGCCGUUCUCGGCAUGUUAUACUGCACAUUCGUCGGUAAUCCAUUGGUCAUGUACCUCGCCCGCCGGAAUCGAGGUGUUCACAUCCCGGAACACCAUUUGGUCGUGUUGGCUUUGCCUGCUAUUGUAGGUGUCGGGAUGCUAUUGCUUUACGGCUACACUGCACCGGGAGGCUACACAUGGUGGGGUCCUUACCUCGGCUGGACCAUCUUCCAAUACUCAUUCACCUCCGUUCUCAUCGUUUCUACCAGCUUCGCAUCCGAAGCGGCGCCCAAACAUCCCGGGCCGGCACUGGUGGUCGUGGUUGGAACGAAGAAUGUUGUCUCGUUCGGUGUGACGUAUGGGCUGACUCCAAUGAUUGAGAAAUGGGGUUAUCAAACCGCUUUUGGUGUGUUGGCUGGUAUUUUUGGCUUCAUCUUUUUACUUGGAUUGCCUGUCUACAUGCUCAAUCCGAGAUGGCGUGCUUACAUGUCGGCAAGAGAGAGUAGAAACUAG